This is a messenger RNA of Pimephales promelas (fathead minnow), 1811 nucleotides long. The record is from RefSeq and is a predicted model, not a curated record. Lineage: Eukaryota; Metazoa; Chordata; Actinopteri; Cypriniformes; Leuciscidae.
AGAGUUGCGAUGACCAGUUUUCCCUCAGACAAGCUGUCUGAUUCUGUCAGCAUCGCGGAGUUGGCAGCUGAGACCAUGGAGAACAGCCCAGCAGGAAAGCCUACAAAACGUAGCACGGGGAAAGCAGUCCGAGCUUUCUUUCGCAAUGGAUGGACGGCUGUAAAGUCCCCUUUCAUUCGCGAGGACAACAGAGUGGUGUGUCUUAAACCACAGCCAGAUCUUGAGGACCCCGAGCUAAAGCGUGUUUCAAGUCCUGUGAGGAACAUGCCAACGCCGGGCACAUAUCCUGAGCUGGUGUGUUUGCCAGGCCAGGUGUGUGAGGAUCUGGAGUCCCCGUGUGUGUCAGAUUUCCUCAGGAUUGAGGAAACGCUGAACACAGAUCCUGCUGACUCUGAGCUGUCGCCUGCUUCAAAUCCCUCCAGUUUUGAUCCGAAUGAAAGAAAAGCUAAGAAAGGAAGGAAGAGGAGAGCAGUCCGUGCCUUCUUCCGGAGAUUAGGCGAGGCUGCAAAGGGGCUCUUCCUCCGCCACGGAUCGGAUCCGGCCCACUCCGAGCUGAUGCCUUUCCAGUCAGUACCGGAGCCGGACGAUCCAGAGCCGUUGCCUUUCGGACUGCGAUACGGAACCGUGGUGUCUGAUCUUUUUAGCGUGGGAGAAAGGAUAGGAGCAGGAAGUUUUGCAGAGGUUUAUGAGGGAACCCACAUAUUUUGUGAUUGUAUCAAGGUUGCCAUCAAGCAUAUACACAAGCGUGGACGGGAGCGUUAUCUCGACACUCCUGAAGACUCCAAACCUGUGCUUGAAGAAGUGGCACUGAUGCUGCGUUUGGGACAAGCUCCCUCAUGCCCCAACAUCAUCAAAUUAUACAUCUGGACCGAGGACGAGAGAAGCGCCAAUCUCAUCAUGGAGAAACCCGAUCCAUGCCAGACCUUGCAGGAUUACAUCACGUAUUCGGACGACAUCGGUGAAGCAGAAGCACGCUGGAUCAUACAUCAGUUAGUCCAAGCUGUGAAACACUGUGUUGACCGUGGAGUUUUCCAUGGUGAUAUCCACACGGGGAACAUCCUGCUGGACGACAGUCUGAAGCUCAAAUUGAUCGACUUCGGAUGUGGUCUUCUGAUUAGGAGUGAGGGCUUCAACAGCUGUGAAUAUCGAGGAGCACCCCUGUACACCCCACCUGAGGUCUUGAGGGACGAAGUGUUCUGCGCCGAGCCGGCAUACGUCUGGACUGUAGGAGUCGUGCUGUUUAAGAUCCUGCACAACGAUCUGCCCUUUAAACCCUUCGACGGCAUACUGCAUGACUCUCUUAACACGAGUCCGGCCUUAUCAUCAGCAUGCCGAGACCUGAUUUCCAGGUGUUUAGAGCGUGAUCCAGCGGAGCGACUGACACUAGAGCAGCUCGAGGAGCACAGCUGGUUUGAUUAGUAGCAGUCAGUCAGACGAGAAGAGGUAGUGUAACACAGAGGAAGGAGGAAACUACAUUUGCAGUGCAAAGCAGUUGUUUAUCAAUUCUGUAUUGUUUAGUGUGACCAGGAUGUAGAUGAAGUACAAAAGACAGAGGACAGCUCCAUCAAAAAAAAACAAACAAGGCAGGACUGAAGUGAAUGGAAAAGGACAGCGUUUACAUGCAGGUCAGAGAAGAGAUGUUAUUGAGGCCAGCAGGGGGCGCUGCUCACCCUUUGCUCUGUGUAGGUCCGAACGCCCCAGUAUACUGAUGGAGACACAUUAGUGGCAUUUCAGGGUGCUUUCACACUUGCCUCAUUUAGUUCGGUUCGGUUGAAAGACUAGAGUUGGUUUUCCCUCUCGGUGCGGUUCGU